Pleuronectes platessa (European plaice) is the source of this 1718-nucleotide messenger RNA. Its product is annotated as E3 ubiquitin-protein ligase RNF14. Gene Ontology annotation, molecular function: ubiquitin conjugating enzyme binding; ubiquitin protein ligase activity; zinc ion binding. The record is from RefSeq and is a predicted model, not a curated record. Gene Ontology annotation, biological process: positive regulation of proteasomal ubiquitin-dependent protein catabolic process; ubiquitin-dependent protein catabolic process; protein polyubiquitination. Gene Ontology annotation, cellular component: ubiquitin ligase complex; cytoplasm. Lineage: Eukaryota; Metazoa; Chordata; Actinopteri; Pleuronectiformes; Pleuronectidae. The transcript is spliced from 8 exons. Bases 138 to 1619 code for a protein of 493 amino acids.
UGUUUCCUUAUGCUGUGGAAUCACUGUCAGAGCUGCCGGUGGAAAGACUUGUACAGACUCACAGGAAACAGGAACACACAGUUGUCAGCUGACAGGGAGCUUCAGGGGAGUUGGUCUCAGUGUGGGACACAGGAGACAUGACCUCUGACCUGGAGGAGCAGGAGGACGAGCUGCUCGCUCUCCUCAGCAUCUUCGGGCCGGAGGAGUUUGUUCGGAAUGAGUCGAGUCCGGCCGGUGAAAUCCGAGUGUCUGUGGAGCUUCCUGCUGAAUUCACUGUGGCUCUGACAGAAGGUGGAACCGUGAGACAGUAUGAGCUGUCGUUCCUCCCCCCUCUGCUCCUGACCUUUGAACUCCCUGCAGAUUACCCAUCAUCCUCCCCUCCUUCCUUCACCCUCACCUGCAGCUGGAUGACACGCUCACAGCUCUCUGCACUGUGCGCUCAGCUCACUGACCUCUACCAGGCCACCGGAGGCGCUGUGGUGCUCUUCUCCUGGGCCCAGUUUCUCAGAGAGGAUGCCCUCAAGUUCCUGGAUGUUGAUACUCACCUGGAGCUCCCCUCGGGCGAACACAUCUCUCAGCACUUUAGCCUGAACUCACAGAAUCACAACAAUGGAGACACGGAUGUCUCCUCCUUGCCUCCCUUUGGCCCCUUAGGGGAGAUCGAUCACAUUGAACCAGGAGCUCCUGCUCUGCCGCUGCAGCCGAGAGAAUCCUUUCAGAGCACAGAGCCAACCCCCUCCAGUCCCCCCCCAUCUCCGUCACUAACUCUCCUGUCCCAGCUCUUGAUCCACGACGCUGCCCAGAAGCAGAGACAGUUCUCCGUCACCCUGUUUGACUGCGGCGUGUGUUGUGGGAGCUGGCUGGGGUCGGAGUGUGUGCAGUUGCCUGAGUGUGGUCACGUCUUCUGUCAGGCCUGUCUGUCUCAGUUCUGUAAGAUGCAGAUAACAGAGGGGAACGUCCGGGGCGUCUCCUGUCCUGAGACGUCCUGCAGGGCCAGUCCCACUCCUGCACAGGUGAGGAGUCUGGUCGGAGAGGAACUGUUCAGCCGGUACGAUCGUCUCCUGCUGCAGUCGACUCUGGACCUCAUGUCUGAUGUGACCUACUGUCCUCAGCGCUCCUGUGGGUCACCCGUCAUCGUGGAGAAGUCCCACGCCGCGGCCCUGUGCUCUGUGUGCCGCUUCCCUUUCUGUGUCCGCUGCAGGAAGACGUACCACGGAGCCGCGGACUGUCAGGAGAACACCACCAUGAAGAAACUGAUGGAGACAGACCUUCAGGAGGGGAAGGUGGACGUGCCACAGUCACAAGAGGGGAUGAGGGCUCUGUCAGACGACUACACCAGCGGCAGCGAGGAGAGACGGCGCCUCCUGCAGAGCCGAUACGGCCGCAGGAUGCUGCAGGUCGUUCUGCCGGAGUUCCUGAGUGAGGACUGGGUGGUGUUCAACAGCAAGAGCUGCCCUCACUGCUUCUGCAAGAUAGAGAAAAGUGGAGGAUGCAACAUGAUGACGUGCUCUCGGUGUAGACAGCUGUUCUGCUGGACCUGCCUCCUCAGACUGCAGAGAGUUGGUUCAAGUCACUUUCAGGAGGGCACCUGCUCUCUCUAUGGAGGAUACCUGCCCUAGUCCUUCAGAUCCUGUCCCCAUCAGUGAUGUGGAUCAUCACUCUUUCAUAUUAAAUUAAUAAAUACCAAAGUUUAGAGCAUGUUUUAAAACUAUUAUGAU